AGAUCCCAGGACAAACGCGCAGCAGGCCCCCGAGCAUGUGCGGAAAUGUUGUCAUCAGUUCCACAGAGAAAGACUUGGAGGAAACCAAAGAAGACAGUAAAAGUCACCAGAUCGUAUCCAACUGUCCCUUCCCUGAAUGCCUGGGAAGAAUUCAGGGGCCUCUUUCCUGUGGGUGGGGAACCAGAUCCUGGAGUGGGCCUGGGUGUGGAGGAGGGACUGCUCUGCCAGAUGGUUCAUUCUCCAGAAUUCAACCUGUUUCCUGAAUCAGUGGUGUUUGAAAGCAACUUUGUCCAGGUCAAAAAGGGCAGGAACUGGAUAGACAUUUACAAAGCCUCCAAGACCAUGGCCCUUGGGGUGACCUCCUCCGUGCCUUGCCUGCCUCUUCCCAACAUCCUCCUCAUGGCCAGCGUCAAAUGGCAGCACGGGCAGAGCCAGACAUGGAACAGACCAUCUCCGACCCCAAAGAUCAUCCUAAAGAGGAUUCUCCCAUUGAAGUUUGUGGAGUUCCAGGUCUGUGACUGCCUUCAGCGCAUCCUAAGGUUGAGGACAGUCACGGAGAAAAUCUACUACUUAAGGCUCCACCCUGACCAUCCUGAGACUGUCUUCUGCUUUUGGAUACGACUGGUUCAAAUUCUGCAGCAGGGCCUGUCCAUCACCACCAAAGACCCUAGGAUUCUUGUCACUCACUGCCUGGUAUCCAAGAACAGCUGCAAUCCCUCAGGAGACUCUAAGUUAGUACAGAAGAAACUCCAAGCCUCCCAGCCCAGUGAGAGCCUCACGCAGCUGAUGGCCAAUGAGGAGAGUGAGGCCCUCUCUCAGAUCUUUCCCGACUUGCACCAGCACAACCAGUUCAGCUCCAGGAGCAGCAAAAAGACAGAGACCAAAAAGGACAGCUCAGAGAAAAACAGUCACAGUGAAGACUCCAUCCCUUGCACCCUCGACCUCAGUUGGAGGAAUUCGUUCACCUGUGGAGAGUGGGAAAGAGAGAACCCCUCUGGGCCGCAGCCCCUCUCACUUCUCAGCACUCUGGCAGCCUCUACGGGGCCACAGCGGGCCCCAUUUAUAGGAAGUUUUAUUUGAGCCACCCUUUCACAUGGGGGGAAAUCUCUGCAGCCCUCACCAACGCCACUCUGCAGCAUUCAGCUUUCUGAGGGACUCUAGCUGGAUGCAGGGGAAGAGAAAGCUGCAACUAAGGAAAAACUAGAAUCAUCUCACCCUGACAGCAGAGCCUUUCCUUGAAGAACCACUUGGAAGCAUGGCUCCCAGUGAGAAACUUCAUUCCAGCAUCAUUCCAGCACGGAACUUCAAACUUCAUGUCCUCAACUCCACACAUCACCACAGUGCACCUCCACUCCACCCCCAGGGAGGCCACAAGAAGACGUGAUUUCAGAAGGGCCAGGACCAAGAGGAGGCAAGAAGGAAGGAAACAGAAACAGAACCAGAGGAGAGGUGGAAGAGAACAAAUUGGAGGUGAAAAGGAAGGUGGAAGGAGGGAGUCAGAGAAGAGGGGAGAUGCUGAAAAGUGGUAACAGAAGGAAACAGAAGAGAGGACAAUUACACCACUGAGCAAUGCCUCACCAAGCUUCUAUUUAUCUAAUUUAAAACUUAAAAGUAAGGCCAUAUACCAAAAGAGAUAUGUAUUUUCUUCUCUGCUCAGACUACUCUGGACAAGGCUGAGGGACCAGAAAUGAAUUUUAGCCGAGGUCCUCUCCUUAAAUUUCCCUUUUUGCCAACUUUUCUUGUUAGUCUCUUUUCUGAUUCAAGCUUUAGACCAUCUACCCCUUCUUUAGUGCAUUCCC
Messenger RNA from Vicugna pacos (alpaca), 1799 nucleotides. The record is from RefSeq and is a predicted model, not a curated record. NCBI's taxonomy places the organism in Eukaryota, Metazoa, Chordata, Mammalia, Artiodactyla, Camelidae.